Molecule: messenger RNA, 7775 nt
Organism: Nothobranchius furzeri (turquoise killifish)
Lineage: Eukaryota; Metazoa; Chordata; Actinopteri; Cyprinodontiformes; Nothobranchiidae
Gene: lrrc4.2
Product: leucine rich repeat containing 4.2
Biological process (GO): postsynaptic density protein 95 clustering; excitatory synapse assembly; modulation of chemical synaptic transmission
Cellular component (GO): plasma membrane; postsynaptic density membrane; glutamatergic synapse
Molecular function (GO): protein binding
Source: RefSeq, a predicted model, not a curated record
ACACACACACACACACACACACACACACACAUUCUCCUUCACACACUCUAUCAUUCUCUUGCUCUUGAUCUGUCAGUGGUUCUUUCUCUCCUUCCCUUUCAAGCUCUCCCAUUCCCUCUCUCCGUUUUACUCUGACUACUGCAGUAGUCCACCAGCCAGCCGCAAGUCUGACAGCCAUACACAUGGCCAACUGCCACAACUUACUACCUCAACCCUGGAGGAAACAUUAACAAAUACGUGAGCAGAGGAACACCGCGGGAGAACGCCUGGAGGACAGACAACGAGCGGAGAAAAGAAUCUUCAACACGUUUUCUUCUUUAUGGAUACGAAUACAAAACCCCACUUCUACAGUCGGCGUCAUCCUCUUCUCCCGUUGCAGAAAAGGGCAGGAGUGAUCUCUCCCUCCUCGUCAGCUUUUGCGAAGCUCCGACAGUGCAGCGCAUCCCCUUCUCUCUCCUCUCUCAAGCACACACACACACACACACACACACACACACACACACACACACACACACACACACACACACACACACACACACACACAGCGCCACCAUCUCUCCCACCAACCUCAACCCCCCUCCCCCCUAAGAGGAAUAGAUGGAUUACUGCUAACUGUGCACACGGCAGCAUGCAGCUGCUCUGACCAGGGCCAGCUCAACGUUUGGAGGAAGCAAGAGGAACACAGAGGAUGAGAGAAGAGGGGGAUGCUUGUGCCGGGAGUUCUUUAGCCUUUUUUUUUCUUUUUUGUCUCUCAGCCUCUGUCACAACAGGGCUAAUCAGCGACCGACAAGCCCUUGGCAAAGUCACAGUAAGGGAGGUCUCUCACCCAAACAGGCGACCAGCCGACGAGCCAACACAUGGACCAGGAGCUGAGAGAACAGUGGAUUUUUUCUUUAAUUCCAGUUAGUCACACCUCUUUUUUUCCCUCCUCUGUUGCAAUUAACUGCGUAUUGGAUCGUUGUGAUUUAUCCACAGAGGAGCCGCAUCUAGGAAUCUGCAACUUGGCAGGGGGGAGUUAGUGAGGGAAGACAGGCUCCAGGCACCUGCCGAGACUUCCCGGCCUUACCUAUGGCUCUGAGUGCUUCUUUUAAUGCUGUUCUGAGUCCUAAAAAUCAGGAGCCAUUUUGUACCCCUGUCUAAUAAAAGGGACACAUCAUUUUUUCAAAAGAAGAGAAAAGAAAAAAAAAAGAUCUUUUGUCAUUCCAUGGGAAGGAAUUAUAAAUGAACGUGUGGCAGAACGACUGCUUUUAACUUCUGAAAAAAGACGAGAACAUUUUCAAACUAAUGAGAAUCUUCCUGCACCGUCGAUGGAACUUGGGAGCCUUGAGUUGCUCCAGCCAGGAUAGGGUGGUCUGUCCUUUGGUGUGUCCCGUCUCCCCCCACCAUGCAGAAUAAUGAGCCCUCCACACCAUGAGUCCAUUGGGCCAGGUUAGUGUGCAGCCUACCUGGAACACCAUCCUGCUCGCCGUGCUCUCCCUCAUGGUGCCUGCUCUCAGUAUGUGCCAGUUCACAGGCCCUGAGUUGGGCUCUGUUAACACGCAGAACUGUCCAGGUGUGUGCUCCUGUACUAACCAGCUCAGCAAGGUGGUGUGUACUCGUCGAGGCCUGAUCAGGGUUCCUCCAAACAUCCCAGCCAAUACCAGGUACCUGAACCUAAUGGAAAACAGCAUAGAGACCAUACAGGCAGACACUUUCAGGAACCUGCAUCAUCUGGAGGUGCUGCAGUUGGGCAGGAAUGCUAUCAGGCAGGUCGAAGUGGGGGCAUUCAAUGGCCUAACUAGUCUCAACACCUUGGAACUGUUCGACAACCGACUGACAGUCAUACCCAGUGGGGCUUUCGACUAUCUUUCAAAGUUAAGAGAACUGUGGCUUAGAAACAAUCCAAUUGAGAGCAUACCCUCUUAUGCCUUUAAUCGUGUCCCCUCACUCAUGAGACUGGACCUGGGUGAACUAAGGAAGUUGGAGUACAUCUCAGAUGGGGCGUUUGAGGGCCUUCAUAACCUCAAGUACCUGAAUUUGGGAAUGUGCCGUCUUAGGGAGUUUCCAAAUUUGUCUCCUCUUGUGGGAUUAGAGGAGUUGGAGAUAUCAGAGAAUGUUUUCCCAGAACUAAAGCCUGGAGCCUUCCGUGGGCUUCAGAAUUUACAUAAACUUUGGAUUAUGAACUCUGCCAUCACAACCAUUGAGAGGAAUGCAUUUGAUGACAUCACAGCUUUGGUAGAGCUCAAUCUUGCCCAUAAUAAUUUAUCAUCACUUCCCCAUAACCUCUUUACUCCUCUUCAGUACCUGGUGGAGCUUCAUUUACACCACAACCCUUGGCGUUGUGAUUGUGAUGUGGUUUGGCUCUCUUGGUGGCUCCGAGAAUACAUUCCCACAAACUCCACCUGCUGUGGACGCUGCCACACCCCAGUCCACAUGAGAGGACGAUACCUGGUGGAAGUUGAUCAGACAACAUUUCAGUGUUCGGCACCAGUGAUACAUGACGCUCCAAGAGAUCUGAACAUUUCAGCUGCAAGAGUUGCAGAGUUGAAGUGUCGAACAGCUACCAUGAGCUCAGUCCGAUGGCUUCUCCCGAAUGGGACCGUGUUAACCCAUGGCUCGGCUCAUCCGAGGAUAUCUGUUCUGAAUGAUGGAACGCUCAACUUCUCUAAUGUUCUACUGUCAGACACAGGGGUCUACACAUGCAUGGUGAGCAACAUGGCAGGGAACUCCAAUGCCUCCGCCUACCUAAAUGUCAGCAAUGCUGAACUGAACAUAUCUGAGACCUACUUUACCACUGUGACAGUGGAAGUGUUGGAGCCCACAGUGGAGGAGACUCCAAAACCCAAACCCACUGCCCCUGCCUCACCCUCAGUCUUUCAGCCUGUAUUUAUCUCCACACCAACUGUGCUUUUCCAAAAUACUCAGACUCCAAGGCAGGUGUCAGUUCCCACUGCCAGAGUCCCUAGUGGGCCAGCUGCCAGCCUGGAUGAGGUGAUGAAAACCACAAAAAUCAUAAUUGGCUGUUUUGUAGCUGUUACCUUGCUGGCAGCUGCCAUGUUGAUAGCAUUCUAUAAACUGCGGAAGAGGCAUCAACAGAGGAGUACAGUGGCAGCAGCCAGGACCAUAGAAAUUAUACAGAUGGAGGAACAGGCCCCCCCUGUUCCACCACCAACAUCUGGAUCUAGUGGCUCUGAUGACACAGGCCUGGUACUGCCAACAUUAGUGGAACACAACAGCAACACAUUUAAACCUGGGUAUGUGUCAUCGUCCGCCUCAUCUAGACAAGGGAGCUACGGGGCCCACUGGACUCAGAACAACUCUCUUCACCGCUCUGUCAGACACCACCACAGCCACAUCAGCACCAUUGCUGAUCCCUAUCUCAUUAAGACUACUCACGGCAAGGAAAAGGUUCAGGAGACCCAAAUCUGAGCUCCCUGUGGAUCCAUUUCAGACUCUGCUCAAAGUUAUCUUCUCUUACUUGCUCACCAGGCCAUGCAAUAGAAUGCACAAAGAGCAGAACUGUAACUUUAUUUUGUACAAAAGUGUCCAAAACAUCUUUUUUUUCCCUGUACAUGCCUAUACAUAAGUAUAUAAAUAUGGAAAAAAGAUCUAACUAUAUAUAAAUGAACCUAAAGUCAGACACUGAGUAAAACAGAUUAUAUUAAAGAUGACAUUACUUUGAAACUAUUUUCUAACAUUGGAAGACUUCUAUUUAAAAGAAUAAAACAAUAAAGGUUUUUUGAAUGAAAAUAGAUGGUGUCACUGUGUAAUGUGAGAAAAGAGGCAUUUAAUUUGUUUUUGACAAAUAUUUGGGACGCUGUCAUAAAAAACAAAAAAAAAACUUUAUGUAGGCACCAGUUUCAAAACUCAAUCCACAUAUGAGCUCCUGUUUGUACUUCACCAAAAUCAUAUGCAAUAAAAUGGUAUUCCAGAUUAGGAAAUCUAAAAAAACACAAGUUAAAUUAAGACUGAUACUAACGUCCAAUAGAAGCAAAAUGGCACAGAUAGAUUAUGCUGUUCAGUAGCUAUCAGCCAAAUGCUUUUGGACUGCAGUGAAGAUCUGCAGCUAAGGUUUAACCCUGUGUUUGCUGAAGCUAAGUUGUGUUUCUUUGACAGUGCCAGUGCUUCAUUUGUAGCGUGUCUAUGCGUGUUCAUUUAAUGUGCACAAGACUCCCCUCUGGCUCAUCAGACAAAAGGUGAAAUGCAGUCAAAUAACAGUUGUUGCAAAGUGUUUUCCUGUUAUUGGUUGCAUUUUGUAUCUUUAAUUUUCCUCCUUGGAUUUUGACAUGCUUCUUAAUGGCUUGUGUAGUGUUUAGGGCUAAUUUAGUAAUGCAUUUACUGCAGUUGCCUGACUCGUCUGCAAGGGCUCAUUCUUCACACUUGCAAAUUUUUCAAAGUACCAGACAUGUGUUACAGUACUACAGAGCUUUGCUGACCAUUCUGCUUUUGGAGAAAAACACAGAGGACUGAAAUGAAACAAAUGAAUGUCUGACACCGGGGCUUUUCCGUGGACACUGGAACAUUAUUUUGUGUCGUUUUGAUUUCUGUUCUCUUUGAACAUUUUAUUUUUAGCAACACCAUUUUUACGGAAGGACAAAUGAGGCUAUGAAAAAAAAAUAAUAAAAAAACAACUUUGGUUUGUAUUUCUCUAAUCGGAGAGACUUUGCUCUGAUGUGCUUUCCUUACUCAGAUUUUAUGUGUGUAAGCUUUUUAGUCAUAAAGGCUGGAGGCAGUGAUCUAAGUGGUAUCACACCCCAAACCCCUAUCUUACGGUCCUAUGCAUUUACUUAGUGUCUGCAUGAAUGGGUCUUUAAGUAAUUGGUGUACAAUGCUGCAUUAUACCCCACAGUAGGGCUCUAUGCAGGUCAGAUAGGCUGCAGGUCUCUGAUGCCUCAGCUUAGUUCCUAACAUUGAUUUCUCAGUGACUGUAAAGGAGAAAAAUACAAGUAUCACACAGCUCUACACAGUUUGUGGGUUUCUUUUCCUUACAUGCACAUUUUCAGAUUCCAGUCAUUUUCUGAAUCUGACAUUCAUUGAAUAUUGUUUUUUAACUUUGUAAACAAAUGACACAAAACCUUAACUGACAGAAGGCAAAAUCUAAUGGUCCUCCAUUACACACACACACACACACACACACACACACACACACACACACAUAUAUAUACAUGUGUGUGUGUGUGUGUGUGUGUGUGUGUGCGUGUGUGUGUGUGUGUGUGUGUGUGUGUGUGUGUGUGUGUGUGUGUGUGUGUGUGUGUGUGUGUGUAGGUGAGUGUUAAAUGUGUUGUGUGAAUUUCUGAGAAACGACCUUUAGGUCAAGUACAAGGUCACAACGAAGCAAAACUGGCGUGAUGUGUGAUCAAUGCAUUAUGUGUAAUUUAAGAAAAAUAAGAACCUAUGAUGCUCCUGUUCUGAGAUGCAGAAUGUUGCUGGUGCAGAGGUGGUCUGAAAACAGAAGGAUUGCUCAACAAUAUUAAUGAUAUGACACACCUCACUUCUGAUUGGCUAACAAAACGUAUUCAGCCAUGUUGUAAACUCAGUAUCACAAAGGUAUUCUCUGCUGUCUCUCCUCACUGCAAGGAAAAAAAACUCAUAUAAGCCUUCUUGUGGGUGAAUGCGAGCUAAGAUGGGCGAGGCCAUACAUGCAAAUUCACAGUGUGACAUACAUAUGAGAGGAUUUUCAAAUCCUAGCAUUUCAUCAUCUAUUUUCUAUCAGAAGCUAAUACAGAAGAUAUGUGUAGAAGACUUUUUUCAUGUUCAACCUGCAUGAAUAACUCACAGUGACUGAUAAUAAUCAGAAAUAAUCAUUAAAAAUAACUUUAAGAAAAAAAAAUGUGCAUAAGAGCUAAAAUCUAUUAAAUGUGAAUAUGCCAGCUUGAACGGAUGUGAUUUGAGCUGUGCCUAAAAUAGAUUAAAAAUUCAAGUGCAUUUUUUAUUUCACUUCUCUCUGCUUAAUUAAAGACAUUACUGUUCACCCUUACCCCUUUAACAUGGAGAGCUCUUUGUCUCUUAUCUUCCUGCAAUUUGAGUGCUUAUUUUUUUUUCACCUAUAGCAUAUAGUGAAAGCAGCUCGGAGCAUCACAUGCUGCAUGCUUCAAAGUUAUGCUUUAAAUGAAAUUCAUAAAUACAAUUUCAAAUCAUUUGGUCUUUUAAUAAAAGCCAAUUGCUUAAUGUGAUUUGCUGUAAAUGUUCUUUGCCAAACAUUUUUCUGAUAAAGAUGGCUCCCAGUCUGAAACUCUUGUUUAAAAAGGAGUUUCAAAAAUAGACUGCUUAUAGGAAUAAUGAACUGAAUGAUUUCAACUGUCUACCUGCUCUGCAACCCUUUUACUAAACUCACAAUACAAAAUAAUAAUAAUAAAAAAAUUAGGAGCAUCAUGUGAAAAAACUCCAAUAUCCAAUUAAUUUUUUUAAUUUAAUAUCUCAAAAACAUAAAAAAUAAGCGUCUUCUACUGCCUUAAAAAAAACCAUAAAACAUAUAAUUAGUACCUGUUCAAUUCUUCAAACCAUGAAAAUGUAAUCAAUGACAAAGAUUUCUUUAAGAAAAAAUAAAACAUUGUGAAGGAGUUUGAAGUUUUUUGAGCUCUAAAGGAGAAGAGGUUCUGGUAUUUUCUCACUUCACUCCUGGCUGUGCACAGUCUCAAGAAGACCUCUACAAGCAGUCUGAACUCAAGUGUUUCCUCAUGUUUUAACAAGAACUGUGGGAAGUGAAUAUUCAGUCACCAGCCAAAUGCAAUGGCUGCUCUUUGCUUUGGCAAAAUAACAUGUUCUUGGUUGUUACAGUAUGUGUGGGCUGGUAAAAAGAGCAGACUCUCAUUAUGUUCUGUGAACAGCAUGGCUCUGGCCGUGCUAGGGAUUUAUAAGAGGCUACUAGCUGGUAGCGAAGACUUUAAUGUGCCUAAUAUCAGACACAUGCAAACACUGACAACCAUUUAUUUUCUUCAUGCAAUCUUCCCCCUCUCAUUGAGUGUUAACAGUACAAGAAGAAGAACAAAGUAACAUAACACUAUGAACCAGCUGAUUCCACCGUGCUCCACUGCAGUCGAGUGUGAGAAGCUGAGAGGAAUACAAUGGUUAACGUGUUGAACUCUUGAAAACAAGGACCCAGACGGUUCUUCUCUGGCAACAUCAGUGGGGUUAAAAUGAAUCUUUUCUCUUGGGUGGCUGUUCUCGUAUUUCCAACAGCUGAGUCACUCUAAGCUUUGAAUCUGGUUCAUUGUUGCUUUGUUGUGAAGGAAACAAUCAGUGCUGCAGCUUUUCUUCCUUAUCCACUUCCUCUACUCAUUACUUGGCUCAAAAUGAUCGAUUGACCUCCUACAGAUUUGGGAGAUAUCCUUGACUUGUCGGCAUGCCACACAAAUUUGCAUAUUUGCAGACAAACAACGUGGAUUUGGUUGAGAUUAGGUUUUAUGGAUGCCGGGUUGUUGGGAAUUAGACCUGGAGCCUCUGGAAGCAUGUCAUGUUAGAAGUUUUAAUAGCCAUAAAAGAUGCUCAUUAGGUGGCAAGCGAAAGAAAUUCUGUUACAGAUUUUCUGUCACAGAAGUAAUAGAAAGCAUUGAUCUGCAGUAGCGUGGACUUAAGUCUAGUUUAUGCUUCUACAUCAGCUCCACGAGAGAGAUGCACACGCAGUUGCUCUCAGACUUCUCCGAGUGUUGCAAAACAAUUCCCCGCCAGGACAACAGAGGGUGUAACACUGUUCUGGGGUAUCCUGUCAUGUAUCCGGUCCAAGAUAGUGCAUUUACUAUUGUGCUUAUAUUGUAUUUUUCCUCCAGUCACGGGUGAAUAAAACAUUUGUAUUUUUA